This is a messenger RNA of Monoraphidium neglectum, 369 nucleotides long. RefSeq lists its product as hypothetical. The record is from RefSeq and is a predicted model, not a curated record. Gene Ontology annotation, cellular component: extracellular region. The transcript has 5 exons. The coding region runs from base 1 to 369 and encodes 122 amino acids. Lineage: Eukaryota; Viridiplantae; Chlorophyta; Chlorophyceae; Sphaeropleales; Selenastraceae. Gene Ontology annotation, biological process: plant-type cell wall organization.
AUGCAGCAAUAUACUCAAGGAAAGCGGAGCUGCGGGCCCCUGGUGCUGGCGGCUGUGCUGGGCCUCACCCUGCUCGCACCCCAGGCAGCAGCAUGGACCACGGGCCGUGCCACCUUUUACGGCAAUGAGCCUUGGAACUGGGACAUCCACCACGGCUCCUGCGGUUACGGGUACAUCUGGCCAGACCAGAACACAGGCUGGGACAUUGCAGCCCUGGCGGACUCAAACUCGCGGUACAGCGGCAGCUGCGGGCGCUGCUACGAGGUCAAGUGCGACCCCAAGUGGGUGCGCGAUGGCUACGGCGAAGAGAUGGACCGCUCCUCGGUCUGCCGCGAGGGCAGCGUCAUCGUGCGCACGACCGACACGUGA